CAACAUGAAUAAAAUCUAACGCAUGUUUUUUUGUAAAAUUCAUUAAAGCUGAAUCAGAAAGCUUUCAUUCUGUAUUGCAAUAUUUCAAUGAGAAAGCACGAGAAAAUGGGGAACGAGAGUUGGUUAUUAAUUACUGUUCCUCAGGCAGUCACACGGAUUUCUGAAACGCGCUGCUAUGCUUUCACUCUUCAUCACACUUCACACAAUGAGAUGCUUUGAAAUUGACUUUACCUGAUCUGACUGUUAUUUCAUAGCUAAUAUCUAUACUGCCCUUCCCCUUCGCUGCAGAAUGGAAAGACACAGUUCUAUAGUGCUAUUUAAUUGGAGCACUGUUUGGCAGUCUUACAGUAAAGCCUUCUCCUACAUCAGCUCCUUUAAUUAUUUUGUCACAUUUUGAAUGGUAGGAAACAAAAGAUCCAUUUAAAAAAGUUUCCAGCCCUGUAUAUAUAGUUAGAGGUUCUAGGAAAACAAAAACAGCUUCCACUGGUUCUUAAUUGUGCUUAUUUCAUCCUUGCUUGCAAUCUUUCCUUUGGCAUUAUGUUAUUACUACUGGUUUAUUAUUGUUUGAAGCAGCUUAUCCAUAUGAUCGAAUAACUCGUUGCAGUCUUCCUAAUUUAACGUGCUAAAAAUAUAAGUAUAAUUUAAGGUGUAAUUGAAGCUGUUGGAUUGUUAAUAAUGCUCAAUGUGCUUAGGCCAUCACGGUGACACAGCAGUAGAGUUGCUGCCUUACCACGCUUGCAACUCUGGAGUGGCGGCGGUGGAAAGCAUCUUGUCCGGGAACAUUACCAUCUGGUUUGGGAAUUGCUCUGCCAAGGACAAGAAGGCUCUGCAGAGAGUAGUGCGUUCGGCCGAACGCACCAUGGGAACUUCACUUGCCCCCCUGCAGGAACUAUACAUCAGGAGGUGCAACUCAAGAGCCAACAAUAUCAUGAGAGACCCCUUCCACCCCUGCAACGGACUGUUCCAGCUGCUACGGUCAGGCAAACGCCUCCGUUGCCAUGCGGUGAGAACGGAGAGGUUGAGAAGGAGUUUCUUCCCAGAGGCCAUUCGGACUGUAAACGCCUAUCUCACCAGGGACUAACUCCACUGAACGUUUUUCCUUCCAUUAUUUAUUAUGUAAAAGAAUAUGUGUGUUAUGAUUGUGUUUAUAGUUUGUUUGGUUGUUUGGUUGUUUGUCUUUUGCACAAAGUCCACGAGCAUUGCCACUUUCAUUUCACUGCACAUCUCGUAUGUGUAUGUGACAAAUAAACUUGACUUGACUUGACUUGGAGACCCGGGUUCAAUCCCGACGAUGGGUGCUGUGUGUACGGAGUUUUACGUAAUCCCCGUGGGAUUUCUCUGAGAUCUUCGGUUUCCUCCCACACUCCAAAGAUGUCCAGAUUGCAAGUGAAUUGGCUUGGUAUAAGUAUAAAUUGUCCCUAGUGCGUGUAGGAUAGUGUUAAAGUGCGGGGAUUGCUGGUCGGUGUGGACUCGCUGAGCUGAAGGGCAUGUUUCCACGCUGUAUCUCUAAACUAAACUAAAAAGUAAUAGAUGGUUUAUUUCACUGAAAAUUAAUCAAACGUUAGAAGCAAGGAUUUGGUGUGCUUGGCUGUAACUAUCUAUCAUUCCUGAAUAUGAAUAUUUUCUUCCUUCAAAUACAGGAUCUGAUUACUGACCUAAAGGAGAAAUUGUCUGGACAUUUCAAGGAAGUAAUGGUAGGACUGAUGUACCCACCAGCUUUUUUUGAUGCUCAUGAACUGAGACAUGCCAUGAAGGGUGCAGGUACAGAUGAAAACUGUCUAAUUGAAAUUCUUGCCUCAAGAACAAACAGUGAGAUCUACGCAAUCAGUGAAUGCUACAUGAUGCAAUUCGGCAUACAACUUCAAGAGGAUAUUGAUUCUGAAACAUCAGGACACUUCAGAGAUGCUCUCAUGUUGCUUGCACAGGGAGCCAGGGAAGAAGGAUAUGGAUAUGAGGAUCAAGGCAUGGCUGCCCAAGAUGCUACGGCACUUUGGGAAGCUUGCCAAGAUGAAACAGGGGAACAUAAAAGCAUGUUGCAAGAUAUUUUAUGUAAAAAGGGUUUUCAACAGUUGUGGCUGGCUUUUCAAGAGUUCCAACUCGUGUAUGGUCAAGAUAUUCAAGAUGCAAUAAAGAACUGCUAUGACGGAAACUUUCAGCAAUUACUUGGUGCAAUUGUCCUUUGUGUUAGAGGCAAACCUUCUUAUUUUGCACGCAAGCUCUACACUGCCAUAUACGACGAAGGCUUUCACAACAGAACCGUCAUAAGGAUCAUGAUUUCAAGGAGUGAAGUUGACCUGAUGAAUAUUAAAACAAUUUACAAGACCAGCUAUGGAAAUUCACUACAUCAUGAUAUCAAGAAAUAUGCAUCAGGACACUAUAAAACAGCUCUCUUGGCAAUUUGUACUGGUGAUGCUGAGCAAUAUUAAAUGAAGGAAGAUAAAACGUCUGAAGUCAACAAAACCCAACUUCACUGCAGGGAAUGUAGAUUAUAAAGUCAAAUUCUUAUCUUUCAAAACAUUAGUUAAUUGUACGAGCCUAUUCAGUUAUCAUAACUAAAUCUCUUUUGUUGAACUACAGAGAACCUUUAGAGAAAUAUUCUGAUAAAUAUUGUGAAUCAUACUUUAAACAUUUUAAGAUCAUUUUAAUAUUGUAGAACAAAAGCAGCAUGCAUUUUGAUUAUAUAUUAAUGAUUUUAAAUAUCAGGGAAAUUUCAACAUCAUCAAGGAACCCGUUCCCUUAACCUUUGAUGGUCCUGUAAACCACACAUUUCAUAAUGAAUGCUCCAGCUUCCAAAUAGUUAUUGCUGGAAGAGCAGUGUGUGUUGUCAUAUGAAGGAACUUUAAUCUAUUAUUGUUUCCAGAUAUAUCUCUUUUAGAACUGGUUAUUAUACAAUUUAUAUCACUCAAAUUAUUAAUAAAGAUUUAUUUCCUCUUAAGUUGCAUUUUAUUGCAGAUGUCUGGAGUGCACUUCAGUUAAAUAUAGCUCUAAUAAUGGUAAAACAUUCAACAUAAAAGGCUUGACAACACUUAUAUGAUCGACCAAGUUAUGCAUUUUUUUAAAUAUCAGCCAUUGAAAUUCAUGAAUUUCAUUCCUGAAAUUCAAUGACCAAAUGUGUUUCCGGUGAGAGGUUUCAGUGAACACAAAAUGACACGAAUAUAGAAAUAGGCUAAGGUCCCCUGACCCCACGAUCUUGCCCCACCAUUUAAUAUGAACAUGGCUGAUCUCUACCAACUUCAACUCCUCUUCUGAGCCAGGUUCCCAUUGUCCCCAAUUCCUUGGGCUUUCAAACAUGCAUCAUCUUCACCUGCUAAUAAUGAAACCUCUGCAAACAUCUUGGGUUGAGAAUUCAAGAUUCACUUACCCUUGGUGAAAAUAAAUUUGUUUGCAUCUUUACAUCUCAACAUCUUCCUUGUCGAGGCCCCUUCAGAUCUUAUGUGUUUUAAUAGCAUCCCCUCCCAUUCUGCUUUACUCCAAAGAAUACAGGCCCAAACUAUUCAGCCUCUCUUGACAAGACAAUUCCCUCACCCCAGCCAUCAGCCCAGUGAAUCUCUUUUGGAUUGGUUCCAAUGCUAAUAUGUCCUUUUUUAGGCGAAGGAAACAAAACUGUGCAGUAAAGAGGAGCGAUAAUAAGAGACAUAUCAACUACAAUCAUUAAAGCAUGAAGGGCUAGAAAUUCCUCAAUCCCCGUUUGUUUGCUAUUGAAACAAAAUAUCUUCCAGUGUUUCUAAAAGAAAAAUAAAAAGAUGACGCUCCACUACCUCGUCUGUAAAUAGCAUUGUUCCUCGCAUUCAUGUUAUGUUAAGCUGCUCAGCUGGUAAUACUGGUUGUCUUACUCACAGUUGCCAACAACUAGAAGCUACUAAAGAAUGUUGAAUAGUUGGAAAUCACCCCACUAGUUCUUCCAGAACCCAGGGACUGUUCUCCUAUGUUGAUUGAGAGACUUAAAGAGGCUGCCGGCUUAUAUUAUCUACAACUCGGAUGUCCUGUGCCAUGGCAAUGAAGACCCUCCAGGGCCAAGGGGGUUUCUAGAGGGAGCCUCAACAUUUGAUUCAUGCCACGCUUCAGUCCACCACAUCCAUGCUGACCAUAAAGCAUUCAUCCACAUUAAUUCCAUUUACUAGCAUUUUGUCCAUAAGC
Leucoraja erinaceus (little skate) is the source of this 4137-nucleotide messenger RNA. Its product is annotated as annexin A10-like. Gene Ontology annotation, molecular function: calcium-dependent phospholipid binding; calcium ion binding. The coding region runs from base 1614 to 2426 and encodes 270 amino acids. The transcript is spliced from 9 exons. The record is from RefSeq and is a predicted model, not a curated record. Lineage: Eukaryota; Metazoa; Chordata; Chondrichthyes; Rajiformes; Rajidae. Gene Ontology annotation, cellular component: cytoplasm.